AUGGAUCCCAUCAGCCAAGGUAUUCCAACUGCCAGGAACUAUAUAAAGGGCUUCCCUGAUCUGGCUCCCUCACAUACUAAUCUUGCUGGGAAACUGCAUUUCCUCUUUCUUUCUCUCCACUUUUGCAAAACCUGCUUGCCCAUGACAUCCCACGAGAAGGAGCCUUCUCCCACCAUCAUCACCGUCAGGCCUCCUGUAGUCCCCCAGGACUAUAUGAUUUGGUCAGUCUUCAACACCCUCUAUAUGAAUAUCUGCUGUCUGGGCUUUGUAGCUCUUGCCUAUUCUGUCAAGACUCGGGAUCAGAAGGUGACUGGGGAUCUGGAAGCUGCUCAUCGCUAUAGUUCCAAAGCCAAAUGCUACAACAUCCUCGCCACAAUGUGGAGUGUGGUACUGCCAUUGGUGCUGAUUGCUUUGGUGAUUACGGGGGUCCUUCACCUUUCCAAGCUGGCUCAGGAGUCCAUGGACUAUUUGGCUUACAGACUCUUCCCAGAGGAUGUUGAGGACAAAAAGUGAAGGGGGAAUAAGAGUUGGAUAAAACUCAAGCACUGCACAAUGCAAAACCUCUACUUGCUUCUGAUCUGGAUCUUCUGCUUCACUACAGUAAAGCAUUAAACAAACCCAGGACUCCUUUCUCAGAAAGUCCUGCAGAUGUUCAUCCUUGGUGUCCUUCAUAAACUCUGAAUUGUUCUGUCUCUGCCUUGUCUCACACUUCUCUUUUUUGAGGCUCUUUCCUCCCUAGCUUUCUGUAUAUUCUGCUGAAUCUGCACACAUAAGCAGACAUGCAGAACUCAAAGGAAGCAGGUAGAAAAGCUAGCAUAAUUAAAAAAUAUAUAUUAUAAUGCUUCUGGAAACUGAUUUUUAUUUAUAAAGAUAGUCUUGUUUCUUUCAAAUUAUUUGUUAAUGUGUUUCUAGCUUUAGGAUUACUAUCAAGAUAUGAUAUAUUAGCUAAAACAGGUUUUUAAGCUCAUCUAUUUUUUUGUACCAUUUAUGUAUUAUUUAUGGUAAGAUCCAAGGACAAGCAAU
This is a messenger RNA of Thamnophis sirtalis, 1023 nucleotides long. RefSeq names its product interferon-induced transmembrane protein 5-like. NCBI's taxonomy places the organism in Eukaryota, Metazoa, Chordata, Lepidosauria, Squamata, Natricidae. The record is from RefSeq and is a predicted model, not a curated record. Gene Ontology annotation, cellular component: plasma membrane. Gene Ontology annotation, biological process: bone morphogenesis; bone mineralization.